Molecule: messenger RNA, 666 nt
Organism: Rhizoctonia solani
Lineage: Eukaryota; Fungi; Basidiomycota; Agaricomycetes; Cantharellales; Ceratobasidiaceae
Exons: 5
Coding region: 1-666 (221 amino acids)
Source: RefSeq, a predicted model, not a curated record
AUGCUUCACAGAUGGUGUGCUGAAGUACGUGCGGAAUUACCCUCGGGGUCCUGGUGCGACCCCGGACAACGGCGAACGCUCCGGCUUGCUGGGGUGAUCGCACUACAUAGGCGCCCACAGGUCCAAACAAUCACUCGCAAUCGGAGGCUGAUGCCCUGCCAUAUAGCAUUCAACUCGUCUCGCACAGCGCAACCAGCAGAUUCAGCACCAAGUGUCCCCACUACAGAACGCAGCACAGCUUGUAAUCCAAGAACCCGCGAACAGGAAAUAGGAAAAACACGUCAGAGCAUGCACGCACGAGUGGUUUACCACCCCGGCACUCCACCCGACAACCGACCGGAUUGCUCAAUCCCCGACACAACGAGCGGGCUCCCUACCGCAUUGAUCCGGAAAUGGAACGCAUUUACCGCCACACCCCCUAAGCUCAUCAUCAAUCGACGACUACUAGUCGUACCACCCACAGUAAUAUCCAACAUCAGCCCGAACCCAUAUUCCAUAUGUCCGAUGUUUGCGCCGACCGGCAAGAAAAUGCGUAACCGCCACGUCCCACCACCGCUCUCAAGCGCCACACACCAGCUCACAACCGCCCUGGUCUACUUUGACGGCGAACACACCCCCGUUCUGAGUGGCAGAGCGCAACACGCGGUCGAACUCGUCAAUUCUUGA